Molecule: messenger RNA, 3766 nt
Organism: Amphiprion ocellaris (clown anemonefish)
Lineage: Eukaryota; Metazoa; Chordata; Actinopteri; Pomacentridae
Product: complement C3-like
Exons: 5
Coding region: 773-2056 (427 amino acids)
Source: RefSeq, a predicted model, not a curated record
GAUAAGUCCUGAUAAGUCCUCAGCAGUUGAUUUGUAGUAGGAUCACAAUCAGCUGAUGUAGUGUUCACUUGUCAUGGUUACAGUGCCGCUGUGCCGCUAUCUGGCAAUGAUGCAGAAAUCUUUAACAAAUCGGUGGAUCCAGACUAUAUCUGGCAUCACUGCCAAGAUCUAAUCACUUGGUCCUUGAGUCAUUUCUGACCUUCCCUGGAAAUUUCAUCCAAAUCCGUUGGUCUGUUUUCGAGAAAUGUUGUGCAUAGACGGAUUCACGUACGCCAAUCGUCACAUAACUCUGCUGUGUUCCUUGGCGGAUAUUAAUUAAUAUUAUUAUAUUAAUAUUUAGUAGUCCUGCCAUUAGCACACAGUAGAGCUCUAAUCCUGCCUUGCAGAAGGGAGCAUGUGGGUUUGGAGAAUGUCACAAUACUUGACAGAGUUCAGUGAGCCAUCACAGACAGUAAGAUGACCAACACCAGCAGUACUCAUGCAUCCCCAAACCAUGAUACUGCCUCCACCGUGCUUGACAUGGUGUAUUUGUUUGUAUUUUAAUUGGCACAAAAAUUGCUCAGCAACAAAAAUUGUGUCUUUUAAUAAAAAGCAUGACGUUCUUUAGUGGAUCACUGGAACCAAAAUGACCCAAUACUCAACAUUUCUUGUGUAUUUUUAUGGAGCCAAUCAAUUGUAAGUUUUUUAUGUUUUUUUUUUAGGAAUUGUUUAGUAUUUUGGUUGUGACUGUGCUUGAAGAUGUAAGAUUGAUUAUUAAUGCAAUGUUUCACAAAUGCAUGGGUUAGUUAACCCGAAUCCAUUUUUCCACCACUGUAUUUCUGUCAGAUACUUUGUAAUUAAAAGAACCAUUUUUAUUGUGUGUUUUCUGCAGCUGGAUGGGGGAACUGUCACACUGAGUAUGGAGGAGCUCAAGAGAGCUUAUCCCAACAUCAGAUCUUUGGUGGGCAACUCUGUGUAUGUCAAAGUUUCUGUGCUCACCAGCACAGAGAGCACACAGGCUGGCCUCAGACCUGAGCAGCAGGCCAAACAACAAAUCACUGUUCAGCCCUACGUGACUUUCACCUCGCGACAAAGAAACUACUUGUACAUCUCCACAGGAACCAACACAGUGUCUGUAGGAGACAGACUGUCCCUGAAGCUCAGCAUAUCUCUUGCUGAGCAGACACAAAGAGAAUUUGUCAAACACAUCACCUACCUUGUGCUCAAUAAAGGCAAAAUCAUAACUGCUGAGCACAUGAAUGUCACUGGCCAAGUGGUCACCAGCGUUGGACUGUCAGUCACACCAGAGAUGAUGCCAUCGUUUCGCUUUGUGGCAUUCUACAGUAUUCCCUGGCUUGCACUUGAAGAGGUGGUGUCAGACUCCAUCUGGAUAGAUGUGGCAGAUUCCUGUGUUGGAGGGCUCAAAGUCGGGCCAGUGGACGGCAUUUGCAGAGACUAUGCGCCUGGGAAGAGCUUCAGCUUUCAGAUCAGAGGUGACCCGGGUGCAAAAGUCAGCCUGGUGGCUGUGGACAACGCUGUGUAUCUUCUCAACAAGGACAGACUCACACAGAGGAAGAUUUGGGACGUGGUGGAGCAUGGAGACAUUGGCUGCACCCGUGGGGGAGGCCGAGAUGCUAAGGGGGUGUUUUCAGAUGCAGGACUGAUGCAGGACUGCUUUAGGACUGCUUUACUCCUCCAGUACCGGUGUUCAAAACUACAACCAGACAAAGUAUGUACGAGCAUGGAACAGCUGUCUGUUCUGUUUGGAGAAUUUCAGCCGUUUCUCACUCGAGCAACUUCCCGAGUUGACAACAUCGUACGUGCUGUUAACGUGUUUACAUGUGAAGGCAGAUAUCUACUUGUUUUAGAUUCUCCAGUCAGGCUAAUGAGCAAAACACAGAGUAGUUCACAGGAAUCAUCAUGUACUGUAAUACUGGUGAUUUUAAUGAUUUUUUUUUUUUUGGUCUGCAUUUGUUCUCAUUGUUUAACUCCACAAAAGAGGUGUCAACAUUGUAUGAGAUUGAUGCAUAUUAUAGUCUUGCAGCCAAAUAUUUUAAUAUUUAGUGCAUGUGUGUGACCAUCACCGGCCCUCCCUGAAAGCUAAGCAGAUAUUCUUUAUUAGAAUUCCCUAUGAUGAGCCAGGGAGGGCAGUGCUACACCUCAGUGAUGUGCAGGGGAAACAAAGACUGGACAGGACGAACAGGACGAACAGGAUGAAAAAGGAUAGAAAAUAACAGGCGGUGCUAUUGCAAUUAAAGAUUGUAAGGUGGUGUGUUAUUCCCAACUACUAACUGCCCAUCAAUAAAACAGAAAGAAAGGAAAAAAUAAUUAAAAAAAGAAAACCAACACAAAAGAAAAAGAGAUUCAAUAAAUAAAUAAACAAGUAGUACUGAGCACCAUAAUUGUGGAUGUCUUGACAGUAUAGAAUAGGAUGGAAUAGAAUAGGCCAGAAGAGGAUACCAGUGAAGGAGAGAAUGAGUUUAGGGUAGAGACUCUGGAGAGAUUCUCAGCACAUUCUGGUGGAUCCCAUCUUUCGCUGACAAUGGGACUCGGGAGUAGCUGGCGAGACCUGAUCAAACAUGCAAGUGUGAAGGACCCCGAAGCCCAGAACAGAAAUCACGGCAAGGCAGGGCCAAGCCAACAGGGCACCCCUCCCCCCGGGCCGUAGGAGCCACAGGGCGGCACCCCCAGAGAGCCACUGGGGCCACCGUGAACGACGCGGACCCAGAGAACAAGAGGGAGCAGCUACCGACACCCCCAGCACGCCAAGACCGACCCAGGCAGGCCGGGGCACGAGGACCCACCCGCCGCCCAAACCCCAACCCCGCCCACCCCAGCCCCCACCAGACCCCCUCACCCCACCAUCCCGCCCGCCCAACCCCACCCCCUCCCCCACCCCCGAGGGGGCCAACGGCCCCACACAGCCAGGAAGCCAGACACAGGGGCCGAGCGGCCCGCCGAAGGGAUGGCAACCAGCCCAGCACAAAGCAGGCCGCCACCGGGAGCCGGCCAGAGGAAAUCGGAGCCGGGACUCGAUGCGAGUCCAGAGGGUAAAAAUGGACAGUGUGGUGGGGCCCGGUGACGCCAACAGGGAGGCACCCCACAUACCCCCCGCACCAGGCCCCAGGUGAGCGCAGUACACCCAGGGCCCCCACACCCCACAAUGCGCCCUGACAACCCACCAGGACAGAGCCACCGCAUGCCACCAGCCCGCAGUACAGCCACAGCGCCCACCAGGACGGCCAAUCCAGCCCUCGCAGCCCACCAAGAGCCACCGCACCAGCCCGGACCCGUCGGGCACGCAAGAAAACCCCCCCAGGCCACAGCCCCCAGGUCCCGGGGACCCCCCAGCCACAGCAACACAGAUGAUAGUCCACCCCCGCCACCCCAUAGCCAUAAGGGGGCCGGGUCCCACCAGUGAGGCCAUAUUAGUGAGAUCCCCCCAUUACUCCCUAUUAAUACGUCUCCCGAUCCCAGACUGGAGACAUUAUCCCUGCACCGUGAUAUUGUAACCCUGAGUGUCAUGUGAUGCAUUAAAAGUGGAGAGGCUGGGUGAGGCGUCCAGGGGGCAGGCCAGAGGACCACAGAGGAUGGCUACUCUGCAGCCUACCCUGACCCAAGUUCCCCGAGCCGUCCCAGACCUACCCCCAAGCUGUGAGUGUGUGUGGUGCAUUAAAAAGAAAUUAGAGAGCAGGGGAGGCAAGCAAGAGGGUGAUGGGGAAGAGACAAGGCCGUAGAGCCCUGCCAUCCGCCCCACCACAGAGCCCAUUGUUCACGCCCCCACCUA